Cetraspora pellucida is the source of this 571-nucleotide messenger RNA. NCBI's taxonomy places the organism in Eukaryota, Fungi, Glomeromycota, Glomeromycetes, Diversisporales, Gigasporaceae. The record is from the annotation of a GenBank genome assembly.
UCUUAUUACUGAGAAAAAACAGAAAAAAGAAAAUAUGCCAAAGAUUACUAUAGAAACUUCUAAAGGCCAAAAAAGUAAAACAGCAGAACUUGAAGAAGAAAACUUGUCUUCAGUCACUUUUUUGAGCAAUAAAGAUCAAAUUUCAGAUGAACAAACAAAACAAACAACAUGUAAAAAGCCUAUAUCCAAUUAUAAACUAAAAAACAAAAAUACUAUGAACAACUCUAUGGAAAAACUUAAAACAAUGAACACAGAAGAUGAUAACAUUGUAAUGCAAAACAAAAUAACAUCAGACACAGAGAUGUCAACAAGCAACAAUGAACAAGAAAAAUCAACUGAGAACAAGCCAAAUAUGGAACAUGAAAAUAUACCAGUGGACUCACUUGCAAGUUUGUACAACAAUAUAUGGGCAAACAAUACUGAUCCUACAGAUAAAGAGAAUGAACAAGAUUUUACAGUAGUUUCCAAAAAAAAGCAUAGAAAUAAAAGCAGAAUUGCAACCCCAAAAGUGGGAAGAACUACAGUCCUAAAAAUAUCAGCUUCCUAUACAAAAGCCAGAGAACUGCAAUAG